AUGGCGACCCAAGAAAGGCCCACUCCAGGCGACGACGGGGAAGUGCAUGGUCCCGCCUUUCUUACCGGCUAUCCUCACAUCUCAUACGGCCUCUCCUUUCCAGAAACGUGCUUGAAGCACGUAACAAACACAUUCAGUGCCUCUCGAGUCUACAUCAUCGCAUCGGCUUCUCUUUCCCGCAACACCGACUAUGUCAAACGACUCCAGAAGGCUUUGAGUAACAAAGUCGUCGGGACUCGCUAUGGCAUGAAACCGCAUACUCUCUGGUCAGAGAUUCUUGAGGUCACGAAAGAAGCGAUCGACCUCAACGUCGACCUGCUCAUCACACUCGGAGCCGGAUCUCUGACUGAUGGUGCAAAGGUUAUCGCCCUCGCCAUAUCCAAUAAAGCACAAACCUUUUCUGAUCUGGAUGCUCUCCACGCCGGCGACGACUGGACCGCUCAGCGGCAUGAUCUUCGACCACCGACGAUACCGAUAAUCUCAGUCCCGACAUCCCUCUCCGGAGGCGAAUACUCCUUCCUCGGCGGCGCCACCAAUGACCAGACACAUCACAAGCAUGGCUUUGGUCAUCCAACGAAAGGUCCGGCCCUGGUGAUCCUCGAUCCGACGCUCACAGCCACUACUCCGCCUUCUGUCUGGCUGCAGUCUGGCGUGCGAGCGAUUGACCACUGCGUGGAGGGAUUGUGCUCCCUCUCUUCCACACCAGCCAGCGACGAAGCGGCGGAGAAGGGUCUCAAGCAACUUGCACCUGGCCUACUGAAGUGUCACGCUGAUCCUCAGGACGUGGAAGCUAGACUUGCGUGUCAAAUGGGAGUCAUCGAUGCGAUGGCCGUUGUGUUCCAGCAUGGCGUACCGAUGGGUGCGUCACAUGGGAUCGGACACCAACUAGGGCCCCUGGGAGUCGGCCAUGGCGAGACGAGUUGUGUACUCUUGCCGGCAGUGUGCAGGUACAAUCUGUCGGUCAAUGCUGAUAGGCAGGAGAAGGUUAAAAAAGUGCUUUGGGGAGAGAAGACUGUUGCAAAGCUGCUGAAGGCUAAAGGGUUGGUGCAGAAGGAUGAGUUGGCAGCAGUGUUGGAUGUUUUCAUCCGAGAGCUGGGAUUGCCGAGGACUUUGAAGGAUGUCAAUGUUGGGAUGGACAAGCUGGACUUGUUGGCUGAGAACUCGUUGAAGGAUCGCUGGUGCAGAACGAACCCGAGGCCGUUGAGGGAGAAGAAGCAUGUGUUGGUGAUUUUGGAAAUGGUAAAGGGUUGA
Molecule: messenger RNA, 1251 nt
Organism: Zymoseptoria tritici IPO323
Lineage: Eukaryota; Fungi; Ascomycota; Dothideomycetes; Mycosphaerellales; Mycosphaerellaceae
Exons: 2
Coding region: 1-1251 (416 amino acids)
Cellular component (GO): mitochondrion
Molecular function (GO): alcohol dehydrogenase (NAD+) activity; metal ion binding
Source: RefSeq, a predicted model, not a curated record